AUGAAAGAUUUGCAAGAACUAUUAAAGAAACAUGCCUCUGUUUUCAGGGAGGAGCUUGGAAAGAUUCAGGGGCUGCAAACUGAAAUCCAUGUGGAUCCUGAGGCAACCCCCAGAUAUUUGAAGGCGAGGCCUGUCCCCUAUGCAUUGCGAGAAAAGGUGGAUAUGGAACUGGACAGGCUGGAAAGGGACUCUGCCGUAUUGAGCCCUCGUACUGAUUCUAUUAUGCGGUUUGCUCAAGAAACACCACAGGUGGAAUUGGCAAGCCCUACAACAAUAGGCUUUUACAGCAGUAAAGCAGUUACUACAUUCAUCGACUCUGUUGGGCUCAAACUCCGAAUUCUGCAGGGUCCGUGGUCCUUUUAUCUGAAAAUGAAUCAAUCGAACGUCUGGCAAGUGAAUUCCACUCCAACCACCGAGAGGGAAAAUGGAUCGAGGGCAAGACACGGAAACCAGCCCGGAUCUGACCAGUUUACACCAUACACCAACAUCAUCAUGCCAAGUGUGUUUGGGGUCAUCAGUUUUUUGGGCGUCACAGGCAACUGCAUUGUAAUCUACACCAUUGUUAGGAAGACCAAGUUCAGAUGCAAGCACAUGGUACCUGACAUAUUUAUCUUCAACCUGUCGUUAGUGGAUCUGUUGUUCCUUCUAGGGAUGCCCUUCCUUAUUCAUCAGCUUGUUGGGAAUGGAACCUGGCAUUUUGGAGCUGCCAUGUGCACCAUCAUAACAACCCUGGACAGCAACAGCCAGAUCACCAGCACCUACAUAUUGACUGUAAUGAGCUUUGAUCGUUAUUUAGCCACAGUUCACCCACUGAAAUCUACCUAUAUGUGCACAACAUCUGUUGCUACCUUGGUGAUCUGCUUGGUUUGGCUAAUGUCCUUCUUGACCAUCAUCCCAGUGUGGCUAUACACUGGACUGAUGCCACUGCCAGAUGGCACAGUUGGUUGUGCCUUACUCCUGCCCAACCCAACCACUGACAUCUAUUGGUUUACACUUUACCAAUUCACAGUGGCCUUUGCCAUUCCUCUGGUCAUUAUUUGUGUUAUUUACUUCAAGAUCCUCCAGCACAUGUCCACCAGCGUAGCCCCCCUACCACAAAGAAACCUCAGAAUGCAAACCAGGAAAGUAACCCGCAUGGCCAUGGCCAUCUGCUCAACCUUCUUUUUAUGUUGGGGACCUUACUAUAUCUUUCAACUGGUUCACCUGAGCAUUGAAAAGCCAAGCCUCGCAUUCAUCUAUACAUACAACUUUGCCAUCAGCCUGGGCUAUGCCAACAGCUGCAUCAACCCUUUUUUAUACAUUGCCUUGAGUGAGACCUUCAAACAUCAGUUUCUAAUGACUGUCCACCCUGCCCAUCAGCGGUUCCGGGUGAAUAACAGUGUGGUGGAAGGAAGCACGUCCAUCAAACUGUCCAGUGAACCAACACAACAAAUGCGUUUUACAGGAGAAUUUUCACAAAACUCUUUGCCUGUCCCAGUUGCAGUUCACUGA
Molecule: messenger RNA, 1491 nt
Organism: Carcharodon carcharias (great white shark)
Lineage: Eukaryota; Metazoa; Chordata; Chondrichthyes; Lamniformes; Lamnidae
Product: melanin-concentrating hormone receptor 1-like
Exons: 5
Coding region: 1-1491 (496 amino acids)
Biological process (GO): neuropeptide signaling pathway
Cellular component (GO): neuron projection; membrane
Molecular function (GO): neuropeptide binding; melanin-concentrating hormone receptor activity
Source: RefSeq, a predicted model, not a curated record